CUUUUCCAGCUCUAAAAAAUGGACGAAAAGUUGCCAGAAUCAGUGGACGUAGUGGUGCUGGGCACCGGACUACCUGAAGCCAUUCUGGCUUCAGCUUGUGCUCGAGCUGGCUUAUCUGUGCUUCAUUUAGAUAGAAAUGAGUACUACGGCGGUGAUUGGUCAUCAUUCACAAUGUCGAUGGUUCAUGAAGUGACUGAAAAUCAGGUAAAAAAGCUGGAUUCCUCGGAGAUUUCCAAGUUAUCAGAGCUUUUGACUGAAAAUGAGCAGCUCAUUGAGCUCGGCAAUCGAGAAAUCGUGGAAAACAUUGAAAUGACGUGGAUUCCACGUGGAAAAGACGAGGAAAAGCCGAUGAAAACGCAACUGGAAGAGGCUUCACAAAUGCGGCGAUUUUCCAUCGAUUUAGUGCCGAAAAUUCUACUUUCCAAGGGAGCAAUGGUUCAAACACUCUGUGACUCCCAAGUAUCCCAUUAUGCCGAGUUUAAGCUUGUCAACCGGCAGCUAUGCCCAACAGAGACCCCAGAAGCCGGAAUUACCCUAAAUCCGGUGCCAUGUAGCAAAGGAGAGAUUUUUCAGAGCAAUGCUUUGUCAAUCCUGGAAAAGCGAGCUCUUAUGAAAUUCAUCACAUUCUGCACACAAUGGAGCACAAAAGACACGGAAGAAGGCAGAAAACUGCUCGCCGAGCACGCCGACCGCCCGUUUUCAGAGUUUUUGGAGCAAAUGGGCGUUGGAAAGACCCUGCAGAGCUUUAUUAUUAAUACGAUCGGCAUUUUACAGCAAAGACCCACUGCGAUGACGGGAAUGUUGGCAUCAUGCCAGUUCAUGGAUUCUGUCGGCCAUUUCGGUCCAUCGCCAUUCCUCUUCCCACUCUACGGAUGUGGAGAGCUCUCACAGUGCUUUUGCCGGCUGGCAGCAGUCUUUGGGAGCUUAUAUUGUCUGGGACGGCCUGUACAGGCUAUCGUGAAAAAAGAUGGAAAAAUUACGGCUGUAAUUGCCAAUGGAGAUCGUGUAAAUUGUCGCUACAUCGUGAUGUCCCCGAGAUUUGUCCCCGAAACUGUUCCAGCUAGUAGUACGCUGAAAAUCGAGAGAAUCGUCUAUGCGACGGAUAAAUCGAUUAAAGAAGCCGAGAAAGAACAGCUAACCCUCCUCAAUCUGGCAUCUCUCCGGCCCGACGCCGCAGUCUCACGGCUUGUUGAAGUGGGCUUUGAAGCCUGUACGGCUCCGAAAGGACACUUUCUGGUGCAUGCAACGGGUACCCAAGAAGGAGAAACAAGUGUCAAGACUAUUGCAGAGAAGAUUUUUGAAAAAAAUGAAGUGGAACCCUACUGGAAGAUGAGCUUCACCGCGAAUUCCAUGAAAUUCGACACCGCCGGAGCCGAAAAUGUCGUCGUCGCGCCGCCAGUUGAUGCGAAUUUACACUAUGCUAGUGUGGUGGAGGAGUGCCGCCAACUAUUCUGCACAACUUGGCCCGAGCUCGACUUUUUGCCAAGAGCCAUGAAAAAAGAGGAGGAAGAAGAGGAAGAGCCGGAAACUGAAGAAAUUGCAGAAAAUUAAUUGAAAAUUCGAGUUUUCCAUGUAAAAUUACCCCCAGACUCCCGUUUUUUUUGGCGAUAUUUCACUUUUUUGUGCAUUUUUUGUAAAUAUUUGAAGAAU
Caenorhabditis elegans is the source of this 1650-nucleotide messenger RNA. It is a transcript of the gene rep-1, whose product is annotated as Rab proteins geranylgeranyltransferase component A 1. Gene Ontology annotation, cellular component: Rab-protein geranylgeranyltransferase complex; cytoplasm. The transcript has 11 exons. Gene Ontology annotation, biological process: intracellular protein transport; small GTPase-mediated signal transduction; protein transport. Gene Ontology annotation, molecular function: Rab GDP-dissociation inhibitor activity; GDP-dissociation inhibitor activity. Bases 19 to 1551 code for a protein of 510 amino acids. NCBI's taxonomy places the organism in Eukaryota, Metazoa, Nematoda, Chromadorea, Rhabditida, Rhabditidae. The record is from RefSeq and is marked reviewed.